AUGGCGGACGCGUCGGACCCCUCGUCCAAGCAGUGCACCCUCCCCAGGGAGAAGGUCUUCUCCAUCCAGAUCGGUUCGGAUCUAUUUCGUCUCUCAGGAGCUUCAAUUGCCUCAGAUGCUCCAUCCUACUUCUCGCGAUUCUUCGAGGAGCAGAUACGCAUCCCCGAAUCACGCAGCUGCCGCACCCUAUACAUCGAUCGCGACCCCGAAACCUUCAAAGAGAUUGCAAGGCAUCUGCAAGGAUACCAUGUUCGGCCACGAGAUGGCGCACAGUUUGUCAAGCUGUUCGCCGAUGCUCAGUUCUAUAGCCUUCCCCGAUUGAUGUCCCAACUUUUCGAAUCCGAGAUCUUCAUCCAAAUCGGUGACCGCCACUUCCAAAUUCCGCGCGAUAUCUUCUCAAGUCCUGGCGACUCCCCCAAUUUCUUCACACUGGGCUUUGGAGCCUUCUUCGCUUCCCCAUCGGAAGUUUUCCCUGGUCUGGACCGGGUUGGACUCCUCCGUCCACCAGCUAUCACACCCCCAAGCGUACCCAAUCGCUCCGCGGAGGUCUUCGCAGAGCUCGUACACCUGCUACGUGGAUACCCAUUACAUAUUCGAAAUGAUGAGCACCGUGCCGAACUUCUGCGGGAUUGCAGAUACUUCCAUCUCCGGGGCUUGGAACAGAAAAUAAUACCACACGACAUCAGCGUCAAUCCUUUCAACCAGCGUUCGGAGAUCGCCCUACGACUAGAGGAUAUCCGGCCGUCAGGCGUUCAGGUUGCCACAAACUCUAUAACAUCAUUGGCGAUGGGCGGGUUGGUUAUGUACGGCCGACCAUAUGUGGAUGAUAAGCCCUUUGAUCUAAUGCUGGAAAUCGGAGGGGAGUCGACAAUAAUUAGUCGGGCGGGCCAGCGUGCCGACUUCAUUGGUCAAACCAAGUCCCGAAUGGCGAGCCUUGUACAAAUCAUAGGGAAAAAGAUGAACAUACCCGAGGCUCAUGUUGCAGGGCUUCCGCUGAAUAUUCGUUGGGGACAGGAGACUGACCUCACUAUUGAUGGGGAAAGAGAUCCUCAGCGUAUUACGAAAUUGCUUUCUAGUGGUGAGAUUGAUGAUGAGGGACCUCCGCUUAAGCGCCAGCGAUCUGAAGGGUCGGAAGAGGGACCUUGGGUUGUUCGGAAGGGACAGUGGAGGCUGUUGGUGCAGCAGGCUGACCCUAAUGGUCCUUGUGAGGUUGUUCUAGUGGCUACAAAGCUGGAUGUAUACACCCAUCCGCGCAUUCGCAACCGAGCCAGGGAUUUCUUAUAA
Messenger RNA from Penicillium pulvis, 1284 nucleotides. RefSeq lists its product as uncharacterized. The record is from RefSeq and is a predicted model, not a curated record. The transcript is spliced from 4 exons. Gene Ontology annotation, biological process: protein homooligomerization. The coding region runs from base 1 to 1284 and encodes 427 amino acids. Lineage: Eukaryota; Fungi; Ascomycota; Eurotiomycetes; Eurotiales; Aspergillaceae.